CAAGGAGCAGGCAGACUUGAAGGAAUCCCGAGGGAUCCGGCCGAUCGAUCACAUGAUCAAAAUCCCGCCUCAGUUAUGUACCAAGUUAUGACCCUGACCAUAAGGCUCCUCUAGUUUCACCGGGUCAUGCCUACUAAUGGGGUUUUUUUGUUAAUCGAGCGCGUUGCGUAAUCCGAUCGAGGAGCAGAGUGGUGUUUAGAAGCAGCUGAUCCCCCUAAGCUCUGCCCACAAUCCACUCGUUUUGGACGAGUCUCCUUUCUGCAUUACAUCUUUGAAAUUAUACUGUCGAUUCCACCCUCACCAUCAACAGAACCGACCACUGACGUCGUCCUUGGCGUCCUGAUUCUUGGUCAAUCUCCGGCGGAGAAUGCCAGCGCUGGAGGCGACCAGCGACCCAGUCGCCAUGGACACGCAGCCUCCAGGCGGCGGUGGUGGCAGUGUGAUAGGGUCCUUGGAGGGGAGAGGCAUGGAAGGGAGAGGCAAGCUGCAGCUGGUGCAGCCGUCGUCGGCGGACGAGGAGGCCAAGGUGGUGAGGGAGCUGAUGAACACGGCGGACGCGGGGAUGAAGGAGGGAGACACGUACAACCUUGUUGACGCUAGAUGGUGGCGGGCGUGGUCCAGAUACUCUGGCUACUCAGAAUCAGAGAACGAGGCACAGGAAGUCAAUGGGCGCCCGCCGCCCAUAGACAACUCGAGCCUGGUGGAUCGGGAGGCGCAGGACAGGUUCGGCAGUGCCGAGCCUCACCUGCGGCUGGAGCUGCAGGAGGAGGGCGACUAUGUGCUGGUGCCGCAGUCGGUGUGGCGCGUGCUGCACUCGUGGUAUGGAGGGGGCCCAGUGGUAUCGCGCCACGUGGUGCACAUGGGGGGGCGGGAGGAGCUGUCAGUGGAGGUGUACCCGCUGUGCCUCGAGCUCUCCUGCGUCUCUGCCGCCACGUCGCUGCCCCCCCGUGUGGAGUCUGUCACUAUCAGCAAGCGCGCGACUGUGGGGGCCCUCAGGCACCGAGCCUGCGAACUGUUUGGGCUGCAGCUUGAAAAUGUGCGAGUGUGGGACAAUUACGGGGGCAAGCGCCACAAGGUGCUGAGCGACGAAAGGCAGGCGCUGGAAGACGCUGAGCUGCAGAUGGGCAACCAGAUCCUUGUGGAGGUGGGGGACAACGGCCAGUGGCCAGCCCAAUCCGUGCAUUUGGAAUCCUCCUCCCCCUCCUCCCCCUCCACUCCCUCCCGCACCGCCAAGCCUACCAACACCUCGCCCUUCCACACCUCUUCUCCAGCCCCAACCUCCGCUGUAGCUUCGGGAGCCGAGCCUACCGCUGCGGUGCCUAGCGUCUCCAUAGCAGGGGGUCCUCUGUCCCACUACAGCAGCGCGCCUGCGCCCCCCCCUGGCGCACUGUUUAUCACCUCGUGGCCUCCCAACCCUACUGCUGACGGGGAGGAGGAGGCUGGAGGAGGGGCGGAGGGAUCGACCUGGUCACCUGUUAGGGAAAUGACCGAUGCAGAAGGGGCGGGGGGGGAAGACGAGGGCGAAGGGGGAGUUAGUGAUGCUGCUGGGUCAACGUUUUUAGGGCUGGGGACUCCAAGUAGGGCUGACGCCAACGCUGCUGCGGCUGGCGGUGUCGGUGACGUCAGAGGGAAGCUCAAAGCGGAUUUCCCAGCGGACGUGGGCCCGGCUAAGAAACCCACGUCUGGCAUCUCGGGGAUUUCUGGCAUCUCGCUUACAAUUGCGCCCCCUCCCUCUGCCUCGUCCUCAUCCAUGGCUAUCGUCCCCGUGCCUAGCGCUGAGGAGAAGAAAGGCUCGGGCUCAGGCUCGGGGUUCGGUUUCAGGUUCGGGUUCGGGUUUGGUAGCAGUUCAAGUUCGAAAGCAGCAGCUGCGGCAACAGCGAGUGCAGGAGCAGGAGCAGGGGCGUCCCAGGGUAUUCACGGGGGGCCGGUGGGGUUGACUGGGCUGGUGAAUCUUGGCAAUACGUGCUUCAUGAACAGUGCUUUGCAGUGCCUCGUGCACACAGUGCCGCUAGUGGAGUACUUUAUGGCGGAUUACAUGAGGGAGAUCAACAGAAGCAACCCGCUGGGCAUGGAGGGCGAGAUGGCGACAGCGUUUGGGGAGCUCCUGCGCAAGCUUUGGGCGCCAGGAAGGGACCCAGUAGCCCCCAGAGCCUUCAAGGCCCGCCUCUCUCGGUUCGCCCCUCAGUUCAGCGGCUACAACCAGCACGACUCGCAGGAGCUCCUGGCAUUCCUAUUGGACGGGUUACACGAGGACUUGAACAGGGUGAUGCGCAAGCCGUACAUCGAGGCCAAGGACGCGGAUGGACGGCCGGAUGAGGAGGUGGCGCGGGAGAACUGGGAGAACCACAAGGCGAGGAACGACUCGAUUAUCGUCGACAAAUUCCAGGGUCAAUACAAGUCAACGCUGGUCUGCCCGCACUGCAAGAAGGUGUCAGUCACCUUCGACCCGUUCAUGUACCUCUCCCUGCCGCUGCCCUCCAAAGCCACGCGCUCCCUGCACCUCACCCUCAUCUCCUCCUUUGGCGACCAACCCCCCCGCAACCUCACUGUCACUGUGCCAAGAACGGGGAGGAUUCUGGACCUGCAGAGGGCGCUGGCAGAGGCGUGUCAGCUACCCACUGGGGAGAGGCUGCAUAUUGCCGAGAUCUACAACAACCGCAUUUUCCGCUCCUUCCCGCCAUUGGAGCAGAUCUCGUCCAUCGAGGACCGGGACAGGCUGGUGGCAUACAGAGUGCCGAGAGGCUGUGAUUCCCCCGUUAUAGUCACACAGCGAAUCAAGGAAGUCUCCACAGUGACCAACGAUUUCUUCUGGCGUCUGCACGGCGCCCCUCUCCUCCUCCCCGUCUCGCGCUUCGACCUCCGGUCGGGAGCUGACCUCUACCGCCACGUGCGCUGUGCUCUCAGGCCCUUCCUGCGACCAGGGGUGCCUGAAAGCUCGAUCCACCCUGCUGGGGACAUUGCUCCCGCUGCUGCUGCCGCAGUUGGUGGCGUUGCUGGUGAUUCUAAUGGUGGUACUGCUGUUCCUGAUGCUGGUUCCGCUGGUGGCGAUGCUGGUGGCAGCACGGAGGACAGAGAUGUGCAGGGGAAGGAUGACCCUAUGGAUGAGUCUGCCGGGAGGGGGGACGCUUGUGCAGGUGAUGCAGCAGCAGCAGCUGCAGCGGCUGCAGGGGAAGCAAGUGGCGAGAGUGAGGGAGGGAUUGAGACGAGUGCAAGGGGGUCUGCAGGCGCUGUGAAUGCUGCCAGCACAGAGGGGCAGGGGAAAGAUGGGCAGGAGGGGCAAGGGAGUGAGACCCAGGCAUCAGCGGCAGCAGAGGAGCCGCCGUUUCAGCUGUCAGUCACUAGAGCACAUGUGGAGACUGCUGCUGAUGCCAUUCGAAUCCCCGAUGGCACGGAUUUGCCCAAGGGUUUUACCCCGGAUAUGCUCUCAAAGGAUGGUCUCGCACUGCUUUUGGAUUGGUCGGCCAAGGGGCUCAAGGAGUUUUACGAUGUCGGGCAGCUUGAGGAGCUGCCCGAAGUGAGCUCGGGCAGUGCCGGGCUGCCCAUGAAGAACAAGCGGCAGGAGGGAGUGACGCUGUUCUCGUGCCUGGAUGCUUUCAUCAAGGAGGAGCCGUUGGGACCUGAUGACAUGUGGUACUGCCCGCAGUGCAAGGAACACAGGCAGGCAACCAAGAAAUUGGACCUCUGGCGGCUGCCCGAGAUUCUGGUGGUGCAUCUGAAGCGCUUCUCCUACAGCCGCUACUUUAAGAACAAGCUCGACACGCUCGUCACCUUCCCCACGCACGACUUUGACCUCUCGCCGUACCUGCCGCCCUGCAGCGCUGAGGCGGGCGGCAAUGUGUAUGAGCUGUAUGCAAUCAGCAAUCAUUACGGUGGCAUGGGUGGAGGGCACUACACUGCUUAUGUGCAGUUGGGCAAUGAACGCCAAUGGCACUGCUUCGACGAUAGCUUCGUUUCACCUGCAAAUGAGUCACAGAUUGAGACACCAGCAGCCUAUGUGCUGUUCUACCGGAGAGUUGGAAGCUCACACCAUUAUUCCGCAUCUCAGAACGAAGCGGCAGGUGAUGGUGAUGGACAGAGUACCCCGGCGACUGAGGCCACUGACAUGGACCAUGACCCAUAGGUUUGGUAGUGAUACCGAGGUGUGUUUUAGGAAUUAAUGGGCGUAGGCUUGGUUGAGUGUCUUGUUUGUUGAACAGUCUACUGUAUCAAAGAUUCAUCGCCUGUGACAACUGCACAUGCCACCUGACUUGCCCUAUGAUCCAGGCCUGAAUUAAAUGUCACCUCGUCUU
Molecule: messenger RNA, 4289 nt
Organism: Closterium sp. NIES-67
Lineage: Eukaryota; Viridiplantae; Streptophyta; Zygnematophyceae; Desmidiales; Closteriaceae
Source: the annotation of a GenBank genome assembly